GGAACCGGGGCUGGGGGGGCGAGGGCCACCGACGGCUGGGAUGGGCGCCGAGGAAGCCGACGAGAGCGCCACCCUCCAUCCCCUUCUUAGAGCUUUCUGGGCCCUGCAUGUCUCCACUCUGGGUUAUACAUCCAUCCCGGAAAUUAACGACUCGCGCUUCGUAAGAGCAGCUGAACAACCGCCCUUUCCAGAGGACACGUCCACGAGGCUCCCGUCCACGAGGCUCCCGCCCCGCUCGAGCUGAACACGUUCCGGCUCUGCCCACCCCUCGACACAGUGCCCCCGCGCCUCACAGCAGCCUGAGGAGUGUCCAGCUGGCCCCAACCCCAGCUGGCCACGGGCGCGGGGAGUCUGUCCCCGGAGAAAACUCCUGAACCGGAUUUGGGGCCUGCCACUCGAAUAGCCCUAGAAAACGUCUCCUCUCUAGACCACUAGCUAGCGCCACCAUUUCAGAGUGACAGCGCGGGGAGGGGGGAGAGGAAACGCCCCGGGCACUUUUCUCAAACUGCAAAGCUACCGCGAGAGGGCGGGGCGCCCGCGACGGGGAAGAGGACCCGGGGGCCGGGGGUCUGCGCGAGCCCAAGGACGGGGCAGUAAGAAGGUGGUUACUGCUAGUUAAAAGUCAGGGGAGCAGAUCGUCCCGGCUCCGCUGGUGCGCCUCGGGCCGCCACGCCAGGAGUGUGGCCUGGCUGCACCCGCCCCAGGACGAGCGUCGCGGCUGAGACCCCAGGCUUCAUUCCCGGCGCCGGGAGGCACCAGGAGCAGCUCAAAAUCAUGUUCGUCGGGGGCCCCAACAUCAGGAAGGACUAUCACAUCGAGGAGGGCGAGGAGGUGUUUUAUCAGCUGGAAGGAGACAUGGUUCUCCGAGUCCUGGAGCGAGGGAAGCACCGGGAUGUGGUCAUUCGGCAGGGAGAGAUAUUCCUCCUGCCUGCUGGGGUCCCCCACUCCCCGCAGAGGUUUGCCAACACCAUGGGGCUGGUGAUUGAGCGGAGACGGCUGGAAACCGAGCUAGAUGGGCUCAGGUACUACGUGGGGGACACCGUGGAUGUCCUGUUUGAGAAGUGGUUCUACUGCAAGGAUCUCGGCACCCAGUUGGCCCCCAUCAUCCAAGAGUUCUUCCGCUCUGAGCAGUGCAGAACAGGAAAGCCCAUCCCUGACCAGCUGCUCAAGGAGCCGCCAUUCCCUCUGAGUACACGAUCUGUCAUGGAACCCGUGUCCCUGAAGGCUUGGCUGGAUGGCCACCGCAGGGAGCUGCAGGCAGGCACAUCCAUCAACCUGUUUGGGGACAGCUAUGAGACACAGGUAAUCGUCCAUGGGCAAGGCAGGAGUAGAGGCCUGGAACAGGACGUGGACCUGUGGCUGUGGCAGCUGGAAGGCUCCUCAGUGGUGACACUGGGGGAAGAGCACUUGGGCCUGGCCCCAGAUGACAGCCUGCUGGUGCCAGCUGGGACCUCGUACGUGUGGGAGCGAUCGCAAAGCUCUGUGGCCCUGUCUGUGACUCAGGACCCUUCCCGCAAGAAGUGCCUGGGGUGACGUCUUGCUGUGGGCCCAAAGCAGUCACCAUGUGCCUGAGUGCUAUCCCGAGAGCCAUCCCUGCCAAACAACUCUCCCAACCUCCACAGAUUCUCCAUGCGCAUCAGCUGAGCACCUCAGUGUGCCCCCUGCUGGGCCCUGGACAUUGCCAUCAUUCACCCUCCUGCCAUUCCCAGCCCAGAAUGCCAGGCUCCUAGGGUCCCUGUAACCUCCCUUCCCCUCUAAAGCCAUCAGCCCCUGUGGUUGAACAUGUGGUGUGCCGUCCCAUCCCUCUGUCCCCACGGAUCCACUGCCCACCACUGAGAAGGACCUUAAUAAAGGCUUCCUGGAGAACAAG
Messenger RNA from Ictidomys tridecemlineatus (thirteen-lined ground squirrel), 1870 nucleotides. NCBI's taxonomy places the organism in Eukaryota, Metazoa, Chordata, Mammalia, Rodentia, Sciuridae. The record is from RefSeq and is a predicted model, not a curated record.